Messenger RNA from Zeugodacus cucurbitae (melon fly), 748 nucleotides. RefSeq lists its product as uncharacterized. NCBI's taxonomy places the organism in Eukaryota, Metazoa, Arthropoda, Insecta, Diptera, Tephritidae. The coding region runs from base 164 to 538 and encodes 124 amino acids. The record is from RefSeq and is a predicted model, not a curated record. Gene Ontology annotation, biological process: tRNA splicing, via endonucleolytic cleavage and ligation. Gene Ontology annotation, molecular function: nucleic acid binding. The transcript is spliced from 4 exons.
UGAAUUGAACGGGUUGAGGUUGGCGCAGAAUAUUAUCUUCGGAGUAAUUUAUUAAUCUUUAAUUCUUUUAUCUCGUAAAUAAAAUAAAUAAAGUUCAACGUGUGAAAUUACAACUGCUUCAUUCACGUUCUACAAAUUCCCUACAGCUUAUAAAGAACUGGCGAUGAAUUUUGUCGACACGCUGAGAGAUUUCCAAUCGUUAGGCGGCAAAGACCAAAUUAAAUGUGCAUUAGGCGCUCGAGUGUUUUUGGAUUUGAAAAAUGAUAGCCGAGUAACGAAUUUGGAGAAAUUCUACAAUUCUGAUUUGAAUUUGGUAUAUUUGCAAGGCAAACGAAACAAAACUUUGGUCUCAUUUAUUCCAGUACUGUCAAGUCAACCGUUAAACUUCCUCGAUAUUGAAAAUAUUCAGAAAGCACUUUCAAAAAGAAAAUAUGACACUUUGAUUUCACAUUUCAGUACCAACAUUACACUUGCCGUUUGCGAUACAUCAUCCAACAUUCUAUAUUACCAAAUAACUUCAGGGGUGACUACAAAAUAGUGAAAUAACUCAAAAACUCUUUUGCCAAACGAUAAGCAAACCAUAACUUAUUCAACGGCAACAACUACUCACCUUUCUAUAUAAUAUUUAAACGAAUUUCUCAUUGUAGUUUUUAUAUCUAAAUAAAAAACGUAUUACUUUUGGUGUUAAUAUGGAUCACUUUUUAAAUUUAAUAAACUGCAAGAAAAUUGGAUUUUCUUAAUUUUCACA